AUGGCGGGACGCGGCGGGAUGGAACAGGGGAGGUUGGGAGAGGACCUCGGCCUUGUGGAGGUCGCCAAUCUGGACUUUGAAGCCCGCGUCCCGGUCCCCUUCAGCGUAUUCCCGUCCUCCUACAGGGAAUCUGAGACCCAGACCCAAACCCACACCCACGAAGAGGUUGAGAUCAAGCUCCCCCAGCACGCCGGACGGGAAGGUCAACACUCUUCGUUCCAAGCCCAAGCAACUCUUCCUGCACGUGGAGAGGAUCGCUUCAGAGAAGAAGAGGUCCGUAUCACUCGUAAAGAGGAGCAACACCGCCGUCCCGGCAUCCGCGAAGAGUUUGUUUACCGUGAGGAGCACCGCAGACCUCGUUCGACCUACUCCGAAUCUCACAUCGAGAUCGAUACUGCCACCCGGCCCCACAGCUCGGUAAUUGACGUCGCUGAGAGCGAGUACCGUUCCCGCUUCCAACCCAGCUACCGCAAGGAACACAGCGUCACCGGCACCACCGUUGACGUUCCGCGCUUGGCCCCCGGCUUUAAAACUACCACUAGUACCCACGUCGACGAGUACACCGUCGACGCCCCCCGCUCCGUCCCCGUUUACAAGGAAUCGGUCCAGGUUACCGGUACCACCGUUGACCCCCCUGCUCCUCGCUCUACCUACCACGAGAAGGUAGACAUUGUGGAAGAGAUCGCCGAAGCUCCCCGCUCCAAGGCUCCUAAACAGAAAUCCAAGAUGGGUUACUACGACGAGGACGGCCACUAUCACUCGUUCCGUCAGGGCUUGCACAAGUUGGCUGACCGUGUCGCGCACCCGUUCCACCAUGAAGGCCACGAGCGUGUCGAGGUGAGCGAGGUCCGUGAGGUCCGCCGCGCCGCCAACCCUGCGCCCCCCAACACGGUGACAAUCCCCUGCCACCAUAUUCGCCUGGGCGACAUCCUCAUCCUCCAGGGCCGCCCAUGCCAGGUCAUCCGCAUCUCGACCUCGGCUGCCACCGGCCAGCACCGCUACCUCGGCGUCGACCUGUUCACCAAGCAGCUCCACGAGGAAUCGUCGUUCGUGUCGAACCCGGCUCCUAGCGUGGUGGUCCAGACCAUGCUCGGCCCUGUCUUCAAGCAGUACCGCGUUCUGGACAUGCAGGACGGCACCAUCGUCGCCAUGACAGAGACUGGUGACGUCAAGCAGAACCUGCCCGUCAUCGACCAGAGCAACCUCUGGACCCGCCUCCAGAAGGCGUUUGAGACUGGCCGCGGCAGCGUCCGUGUCCUGGUCGUCACCGACCACGGCCGCGAGAUGGCUGUCGACAUGAAGGUCGUCCACGGCUCGCGCCUCUAA
This is a messenger RNA of Parathielavia appendiculata, 1326 nucleotides long. RefSeq lists its product as uncharacterized. The transcript has 4 exons. The record is from RefSeq and is a predicted model, not a curated record. Gene Ontology annotation, molecular function: ribosome binding; translation elongation factor activity; RNA binding. Lineage: Eukaryota; Fungi; Ascomycota; Sordariomycetes; Sordariales; Chaetomiaceae. The coding region runs from base 1 to 1326 and encodes 441 amino acids. Gene Ontology annotation, biological process: positive regulation of translational elongation; translational elongation; positive regulation of translational termination.